UGGCACGUGCGAGGAUACCAUUCACAUUCAAUGAGUUGAUGUCCGAUUUUGGAUUAAUGGUUGUUUUCGAUUUGGAUUAGCUAUGCCUAAGAGGAAGUUUGAUGACGAUCAAGCAGUCGACCAAACGGUGCCUUUGCCGAUACAGACGUUCUUGUGGCGGCAAACGAGUCCCUUCAUCCGGCCAAAGCUAGGCAAGCUCUGUGAGGCAUCCUGUGUGUCGUUCGAGCGUGUACUUGUCCAAAACAUCCUCCACGGGCUGUCACCUAGUCUCUGCGACUCCAUCCAGAGCAUCUCAAGAUGGCGGCUCAUCCAGGCAUCGUUUCCUCACGUCAUGCACUGCUGCGCAGCUGUCCUGGGCAACCGGAAGCAGAACUUCCCGGAUACAAAGUUCGGAAUCAGCGAAACGAAACUGCUGUAUACGCUACAUUGGAUUAUACUUGACGCAGCAUCCGAGUGCGACGAUGCGGACUCCGCUCUCCCCGGUUACCAGAAACCUGCUACGCUACCCCUCCACAGUCUUUCAGGAAUACAGUUAUUUGUGUACCUCUUUGCGCCGUUAGUACAAAGCCUCAAAGAAUCAGACUUUCAGAGUUUGAAGUUGGAGAACGGCUUACGGUUAUGGCAGCCAUUAUGGGAUUACCACCAACCGGAUAUACCUUGUUUUGCGACACCUGUACGACCGAAACGAAACGUCCUUAAAGCUCAACGUAGUCUUUUGAAACUGAACACAAAUGCUGCUAAUAUUUAUAUAGGGAAAGGAAGUUCAACAGACAACAUCUACCUUGGGCCAGAACCCGUCAUCAUGAGUCGCGGAAGUGUGGUCGAGUCAUCAUCACCCCUUGCUCCCUUAGCUCGCAUGAGCGAUAUCUGCGGGACGAUUUCAGACACGCAAUCUGUAUCGAUGGAAGUCGUCUGUGAAGUCUGCAAUACUGUUUUGUACGGCACGGCAAGUCAGAAUGGUAGCUGUUGUAAGUGUGGACGAAAGGACUCAUUGAUACUCAUGCCAGACUCAAAAAUCGCAAACAUGUCAAACCUUCAGAAACUUACCUCACCACUACAGAAUCUGGACAAGGAUUUCAUAAAGAAACGUAUUGAAACAGCGAUUGCUCAAAGUGCAGCUGCUCAAGGUCCUCCUAACCCCGACAUCCUCAGUGCUAGUUACUUCGAUGUGGCUGUGUUACGGUGCUUGUUUAGUCCGAGUUGGGUCGAGGAUGGUGUCUACUGGUCUUUGCGGUAUAUACAUCAGCGCCUACUCGAGGUCAGUGAUGAUCUUGUCCGACAGGAAUUCACUCGAGAGCGGAGCAAGUCGCUCCCUGUGCCAGAGAUCACUGUGUCAGUGUAUCGUCCCGCCCCGCCCUCACCUCCCAUGCGACCAGAUAGCGAGGACGAAAUCAGUCUGCCUGAUCGUGAUACUGGCUGCUAUAUCAAUCGAUCAUCCUACAGUAUAGGUCCACCGCCCUCACCUACACCUAACAAGGACUACCCGCACAAACGGAUCAGGAGUGUCCGCCAGUUGUUCGAGAGCAAGACAAAGUUAGCACGGAUUGAAAGCAUAGACCAAGACGAGAUCGAGAUACGAUUGAAACAGUCGCAUCUGAAUAAGUCCAGCGAGGAAAUGCAGAUCGAAAUAAAGGAUUCGGAUGGGGAGAAAGAUAAAGAUAAGGACUACAUGACUAUUGAAAGUGCUGAAGAGGGUACUCCACCUCCGAGGCCGAGCUCAGCCAUGGGGCGAUAUAGGGACCCUGGGAACGAGAGUAUGGAUGAAGAGGAUGACGAUGAUGACGACCAAUCAGGUAGCUUCUCAGAUUUAGUGCGGAGACGUAGUAUGCCGGUGAUAACGCAGUGUGGCACUGAUUCAGAAAGCGCGGUUAGUUUAACACCUAUCGCUAGUCCGCAAAAUAAGAAGGAUCCUGUCGGCCGGACUAUGAGUUUAAAACCUGAGAUGCUUACAAAACCAAUCAUUACAAUAACGGAGGAUAGUCCGUCGCCGUCGCCAACACCAUCUGAUUGGUCGAGAAAGAGAGAGAGUAUAGCUUCAGAGAAAUUUGAACAUGCGAACCGUCCAGGAUUGCACCGAAGUUUUACCGACACCAAUAUUUCAUAUUUGUGUGAAGAGGAAGUGGAAGAGGUCGGAGGUUCGGUGCAUUAUAUUGACAGCAAGGGCCAUAUAAAUUGCCGUGUUGUGCUCAAAGCGGUACAUUUUGUCGCAAUAAACGAUUUGUCUGCGCGCUGUAGUGAUGUCAUGUUGAAUAUUCUCAAUGUUCUCAUGGACUUGGAGGUGAUUGAGAAGAAGGGCGACAGCAAGAAGGAACAACUGAAGAAGAUGGCAGAAAGCUGCGGUGACGAGCUGCCGGACUCUGCCAAGAUGGCCGCCGAGAAGAAAGAGGAGGAGAUGACACUGCACAAUAUGGCCAUGGAUACAGUCAUCAGAAUCUUCAAAGCCUUGGGAUGUCCCCACGGCUGCGGCGACGGCUUCCGAGGGCCCCUCGGUGAACAUGUGAGAAGCCACGGCCUCAACUGCCUUCAACGUCUCCAGCGAUUCAACUCAACACAAUUCAGGAAAUACCUCCGGGAGUUCAUCAGAAAACGUCCAGUUCAGGAAGUGGUGGACUUCCUUCAUGCCUUCCUGGGAUUCUGUGCUGAUUCGGGAGUCCCUAGUGCUACCUAUUCACCACCAGCUCAAAAGAAGAAUGCAGGUGACAACACCAAUCGCUCAGGAUUUGCCAUCAACUUCGGCCACAGUAUAGGUGGCGCUGGUAAGGGCGUCGAAGGUCAAGUCAUUGCUCACAUCCUCAAGCCCAUGGUGUCAAGAUUCGUCGACUCAAAGAAGGAUCUUGCUGGUCACGAAAACAUUAGUCUUUACUGUGAUGUCCGCCAAAUGGUCAACUUCAUCAAGGAACAACAUGGCGGAACAUUCCGACGAGUUGCACUCAGCGGUCUCCUCGACUCAGCCAAUCGCCCUGCCAAGAAGCGUGAUAAGGGGAAGGGACACUCAACUGCUGUUAGUCAAAUAUUGUAUCCUCGACGAUCCCGUUCACCCUCUCCAACCCAUGGCCUGUCUCUACUCUCUAUCAGACAGAGCUUACGACGUUCCCGGUCGUGGUCAAGGGCAUUCUCAUUCCUCUCCAUAAGAGGUCGACAAUCUAGGUCGCCAUCUCCAAGUCCAUCUAUGCUGUCAAUCAGAAGCCACUGCCGAUCGAGGUCUCCCUCACCAAGCGUCUCCCGACUCUCUGUAAGAAGUGCAUGUGGUCGUAGGUCAAGAUCAAAGUCACCUGCUCCUGUUAAAAAGAGUGCAUCAUCGCAGCAUCUCUGCAUCAGGAAAGAUCUGCGUUCCCGCUCUUUAUCCCCUGCUCCUUCAAAAGACUCGGUCAGAACCAUGUCGAUGACCUCAGAGAGUGGUGAUGAGAGAGAACCGGGCAAGUCGACGAGUACGGGUAACGUGGACGAAGUGGGCAACACACAAGGGAAGUCACGACGAUCCAUCUUCAAGCGCAGGACGAAAAAAAACACAUCCUCCUCCAACAUCCUCUCGGCUGCCAGUGACUCGGAGAUGAACGACAACGAGUUUGGUCGCCACCACAUCAAGCUAAGUCCAAGAAUGAGCAUGUCAGCUGCAGAGGAUGAUCCCCCGUCAGGUCCCAGUACCCCAAAGAGGAAGUUUAGCAAGUUCAACAUUGGUGGAGGAAACAAACAACGUAAUAAGCAUGGCAAUGAAAGGCACAGCGACCAUGGACGGCAGAAAAGCAGUAGCACUAAAGAAAAACAUUCUGCUGGGGUCCUUGAUAAAAAAUCCAACGGCAAGAAACAGGUUAAAGGUCACGUGCCUGUCUAUGGUCGCAGCCUCAGCCAUAACUAUCCUUUGUUUGGUCAUGGGCGUGGAUCAGGACAUGGACAUGGAUGGCGGCGAUCGGCCAAAUCAGACCAUGAAGACGACUCAACCACCGACCUCUCACAAUUCGCCGAAAACCGUCGUGAAUCUGUCCACCAACGCGGGAAGCGGAUGUCCUUCAAGGCAGCUGGGCAGGCAACCUUGACAUUUCUCACUGCACGGAAGAGACUUGAGGACAGCCUAAAGAGUUUCGGGAAGAAACGCCUCAGUAAAAGAGGAAGUAUCGAUGAUGAUCUGAUGCGCCGCGGCUCGCUGGAGGUGGGCAACUCACACCAAGCUGAAGUCAUCAUCUUCAAAGAGAAGAAGCUCGUCGAUGCUUGGGCAGUCAAGUCAGGCAUGCUCCGAUUCUCGUUCUUUAUGGACUGCAUCCAGCCUGGUAGCGUCCCGGAUCCCCAGCUUGUUGCAGCCAUGUUGGAUUUGGAAGCCCCUGUGGUUGCUCGGGGAGCACUGCUCCUUGAAUGUGCCCAUUUUGUGCAUCGUUGUAACCGCGGCGACUGGCCAAACUGGAUGCGGUUGAACCUGCCCAGCUUCCGGCUUGGAGGACCAUUACAGAGUCGUGGACAACCAUCAGGUUACAAGAGAAAUACGUUACUGCAACGGACUGCGGGUAGAAUGUUCUACAUGUGGGCUGAGGCUCUUGGUUUGAAGCUUGAGCAGAUCCUGAUGCAGGAACACAAGGACAAGUUUGACCACAUCCAUCAGGUCAAAGAUGAUAAUAGAAAGAAAGAGCUGAGGGAGGCGGAUGAUGAUGAAGACUUCAUGGACGAGGCCACAGUCAAUCAUACUGGCUCAGACUGUCCCCACGCGUUGAAGAUGGUCGCCUGUCAGCUCCUUUUAGAGAUCACCACAUUCCUCCGAGAGACCUACCAGUACAUACCCAAGAUUAAAGCCUCAAAGAGGGAGCACACAUUGGAGAAAGCAUCACAGAGAUGGAGCAGCGUCCUUAGCAGUCCUGUCCACUCGGAUCGUAGCUCUGCCUCGUUCACUGAUCAGCCAUAUGCGUCCCUUUCACCAGGGAGUCCCGGAGACCGGAAGAUCAGCUUUGCUGUCUUGGGAGAGCAGCGAGAACGCUCCGAUUCACUCCACAGUAGUACGACCACCAUCUCAGCUGCUGCCGGUGACCCUGACGACAAGAAAGAAAGGCGUGUGGCCCAGGGCAGAAAACUGCUGAAGAUGCGGAGAAAUUCAGAAUUGCCACCAUGUUUAGUACCAAAAGCUGUUGCAUUCAGUGCAGGUUUGAAGAGAAUGGGCAGCAUGCGCUCCAGGAAAGUCAGUGUCCAAUCCAUCAAGUCUGAGAAAUCAGACGACGAGAUCACAGCCCCACCUCAGCACAACAGUCUCGAUGUGGAAUCACCUGAUGAGAUGGCGGAGAGCCCUGAAUAUGACACUGAUGACAAUCUCUGCACAUACAUGCCAUGGAUCAAGGUCAUCAUCCAACUUGCCAAUACUUCCAACUUCAUCUGCGACCAUCAGAACUUCUGCCACCCGAACUGCUACGAGAGACAACAGCGUAGCUGUACGCGGCUCAUGAAUGCAACCUUUAAAGUGUAUGAUUGUGAAGAACCUGAGAAUGUGGACGAAGAUGGUAGGAAGUUAGAUGAUAGCAAGAAAGACACGUUCAGGGAAAAGCUUAAAAGACGGCUUUCACCUUCUAAGAGUCACUGUUCUGUACCAAAGGAGUCUGUCUUCCAACCUUCGUCCCCGAUCAGGCGUCGUGAAAGCACGCCUCUUCUUGACAAGAUUAGGAGUGACGUGAACCUGGCUAAGCUGAUGAAGAUAGAUGCGAAUAGGGACAAGAAAGACCCGUGUCCGAGACCUAAGAAGAAGGAGGAUACCUACAUGGUCAAAUAUCUCAAGUCUCAGGUUCAGAAGUUAUGUCACAGUCCUAUGGCUCUUAUGAGCAAGGCAUCCCCAGUCCUCCAGGAUGACCACUUUGUAGACAUGCUUCCUGUCGCCUGGGAACUACUGUUGGAGAAUGACCAGGAGCUGGCUUCAGCUGCAGCGUCCGUGUUCAUCCUGUCGGCCAUUAAGGUCCCUGAACAAGUUCAGGAAAUGAUGACCAAAGAGUUACAACAUGAAGACACCAACCAGAGGAUAAAUGCCAUUCUUAGAUACAGCAUCUUAUGGCGGUUCCGUUAUCAGAUGUGGCCAAGAAUGGAGGAGGGGGCUAAUAUGUUCUUCAAGGUUCCACCCCCGAGCAUUGACUUCGUCCUGCCGUCCCCCACCAUCGGUAACCCCACCCAGACGAUCGUGGACCCGCCAUGGAUGCCACAUUUCAAAACCAAGGUCGAAGAGGUCACCUUGAGCCAAGAGGGAUCUAAAUCAUUAGUGACAGCCACAACGACACGGCGGAAACAGCAACAAGAGAUGAUACACCAGGCCCUCAUUGCUGAAGAGGACCGGAAACGUGAAGCUCGCGAAAAGUUCCUCAUUAACACCAUCAACGCAUCUCAGUUAGCUGCUAACGAACCAGCGUUACACCACAGUACAGACGAGCAUGAUGAAGCUAUCCCCGAGGAGAUUAACAUGGCGGCACGGCGCAUGUCCGUCGCGCCGUCCCGCGCCUCAAAUUUCCAAAUCCGUAGCCUCUCCUGGCGGAAUGGCAGCAUGCACUGGGCCAGAUCACCACUCGAAGACGAGGAGCAAGUCGAGCGAGCUCACACGCAGCCGAUGCAGCUAGCGCAGCCGACGUUUCCAUCUUGUAUCUGUGCUGCUGUCUUACCCAUAAUUCACCUUCUCGAUGACCUGGAGGUCAAUCAAGAUGGUAUAUCUGUGUCUGAGGUGGCUGAAAAGAUCAUCUGGUGGUGUCUAGUUGAGGAUCCUCCACUAUUCUUCCGCCAUUUCCUGGAGAAGUUGACAAAGAAGGAAAGUCAGGACGAACUGUUCUUUGUACUGCGAAGACUCAUGAUACGGAUGCCUACACUACCAGCACAGACGGCUCAUACCAUAUUUAACUAUAUUAUUGGCUUCGUGAUGUUUUAUGUGCGGAGCCCGUGUGAAGGCAGCCAGGAGGCCAUCGGAGGCGCACUUUCAAUGCUUUGGAUGAUUGUUCCCAGCGUUCAAGGUAUUUACUUCAAAGAUUUGAAGCAAACUCUGAGGAAAGAACAAUGUGAUCCUACACUUCUGGUAACGGCCAAUGUACCAAGUGCGAAGAAAGUGGUCGUUCAUGGUACAGACUUGACUAGCAUACCAUCUCAGUUUCCGAUUCAUGAGGACACACAGUUUUCGAUGAUCCUUGAAGAUAGCAUUGAUUUCUUCAACAUCCCAGACAAUGAGAAAAACACGUGUUUCCUUGUCGAUACAAAGUCCAACCAAAUGCACAACCUCAACUCCUACGUGCGAGACCUCUACUUCUUCCGCCGAAAUUUCUACCCUCAAUUGUCAUUGGUCAAUAUGGAUCCACAAGAUGCUUUCAACACACUGCAGAAACAAGCAUUCACAAUGAAGUUUGUAGAAAUCGGCAAGGUCAUGUUUGCCACAGAAGUCUUGCAGAGCACAGCCCCACACCAGAUGCAGACCCACGUCAAUUUCCUCCACGAAGAGUUGACCAAGUUACCUUCAUUUCCAAGGAAGGCACUAGAGGCGGAGUUCAACCUGUAUAAGGGCGAGAUGGGCAAGGAAUUGUACGGCCUCGACAUGCUACACAAGUUUGCCUGGGCAAGAAUGGUGAACUCGCUGUUCCAUUCCAUGACCUCAACUUUCAACUGGAUGGGGGACAUCCCUCUCUUCCUGAACGUCAUUAAUGGAACCUUUCUGCUCCAUUGCGAUGACAUCGCCAUGCUCAGAUUCUGCCUGUCCUCAUACAUCAGUACAUCGAGACAUUUCAAACACGUUUUUGCCACCAAUGGCUUUAUGUAUGUUAUUCCCACCGUCGUGCGAGUGUACGCAAACCACCAGAACAACCCAGUCCUUUGCCAGGCCAUAGAGUUUACUUGUAAACAGUUCUACAUUCUCCAUAGGAAGCCAUUUAUUCUACAGUAUUGGCAGAACAACCCAGUCCUUUGCCAGGCCAUAGAGUUUACUCGUAAACAGUUCUACAUUCUCCAUAGGAAGCCAUUUAUUCUACAGAUGUUUGGUAGCCUUGCUUCGAUCUUGGACAGCGACGAGAACAGCGACCUCAUUGACUGUAACAAGAGCUAUGAGUACGAUGUAGCUGUUGAUGUGAACAAGGUUCCUCCUAAAUGCCUGUUCAACCUGCUGAUGUCACUGGAAUCACAAUCACGGGAUAAUCUACUGAUCCUGGACAUGGUUCAUGGGGACAUGCCGCUUAAAGCUCUGGACUUCUGCUACGAGAUGGAUCCCGACACAUUCUCCAUGAUCGACGCCAUCAACGUGUGUGUGGCUGUGGUCGCUUAUGCCUCUGACUCCUACAGGGGUAUGCAGAUGCUGACAAUUUUAGAAGCCAUCGUUCCGUUCUACCUCAGAAAGAUGAAAACUGAGACAAAUAAACUGCAAACCCCAAUUGCUGCUCGUCAAGAAAUCAAUACCAUAUCGAACAUGGCAGUCUCCAUGAGGGCUUUAAUCAACAGUUGUGAGGCCCUGACUAGGUUGGUCAAAAACAUCAGUGGCCCACAGCGCCACAUAGAAAACGUCAAUGCGAAUGUGAAUAAACCCUGUGCAAACCACAGUUCUGCUGUCUACUAUGAUGAUAGGGAGGACUCGGUCUUCAAGUACAUGGAAGAGGGUCGACAUAACCAGUAUAAUUACGCUGCCCACGAUGAAGACGAUGAGAUUCGUAGUGAAUAUCGCAAACCUCGGGAUUCUUUGCUCAACAUCACCGCCGAGUUCUUUGCUACUUGUCUUCCAAGGCUGAAGGAACUACGAAAGAUGCUCGCUGACCCAUCGUUCAAGUUUCCUGAACUGCUGGACUAUAAGGCACACAUUCGCCUUGCUGAUAUUGCUCACACACUGUUGAAGAUCGCGCCAUAUGAUCCUCUCGUCAUGGGUAGCAGAGGGUUACAGAGGUACAUCACGGAAAUAUUGCCAAUCACAGAUUGGUCCAUAGAGGCAGUACGGCCAGCCCUUAACCUCAUUCUCCGCCGACUUGACAGACUUUUCAAUAAGAUCUACAAGAAAACCUCACUCAGGAGACAUCUCAACUGGGACUGUGCCGCCAAUCUGCUGAAGGGCGUCUAUCUGACCCUCACCAAGUACCAGUACAUUGCUCAUUUGCCCCACCUCAAGACUGUGAUCAACAUGUGUUUGAACAUCAUCCUGUCUGACGUUGGUUCCUCUAGCAUCUACGACAGUCUCCACAAUGUUCACUAUGGCAACCGGAAUGAGCAGGUCAACAAUCACCUUGCAGCGCCACCUAGAUUCUGUUCAGCUGUUGUCAAGCUCAUGGCCACUCAGAUGCAGUGUCUUGGAGAGCAGUUUUCUGUGGAGCACAUCUGUGGCGGCAUGUCUGUCUUCCCAAGUCCUGAGAAGACCCAGAACAUGCUGGUCAAUCUGAUCCUGCCACUGUGUAUCAGGGUGGGAUGUGGCAGAAGAGAUGCCCCCAAAGUGCGUCCUGCCGACAUCUCCUUCAUCCUGACCGUGGUCCUCAAUGCCAUACUACCUCCAACACACAUGCCUCAGAAUCCCAAAAACCAGCUUCUAUCGGUUGGGGAGAUUGGGCGACUUGGCAGCUCAUCCGGAUCAGACAGGUCAUCGAACAAGGUGGUACGAGAUGCUGUCAUGCAGACUGCUUUCUUAGGUCUCAAGAUCAUCAUGGUUUGUUUCCAAAACAAACUUUCCUCAGAGUGGCAUCGUAUCGCCAAAUGUGUUCAGGAAAUGGCAUCAGUCACUGGGCGACAUGCCGGCGGGGUCCACAUGUGGCAGUUUAUUGACUUUGUGGUGACCAUCAGACCACCGUUGUUCGUCAUACUCUAUCCGUUCAUACAGUACAAACUGAUGAAGUUGACUUGUGAGUCGGAACACGAAUACUACCUCCAGCAGUUGAUUGGUCAGCGCCUGAAGGGCCACCUGCUCCCAGCUCCAAAGAGCAGCGGAAGUACGCUGAUCGAGCUGGCAAAUGAACUCCGGGUGAUCAAAGAUGACAUGACAGUUAGAGGCCCGGGAGACGACAUCCGCCCACGAACCAACACAAACGAGACAACAACUCGCAUUGACAUCCCUAAAGAGAACGCGUCACAGAACGCUCGCCCGCGCCAUUUGCCGCGCCCGAGUAUCGCGGACCUCAUGGACCCAUCAUUUGGCGUCCGUGUGCUGCCGUUACCGACAGAAAAACGGAGUAGUAAAGGAGCUGGGCUUUCCCCCAUCACCCCCGUGCCGUAUGUCCCCCCGUCACAGACUGCGCCCCCACCCCCUGACGCCGUGGAGGAAGAGAAGAUAGAAGCUACAGAGGUCACUGGUGUGGAGGCGGCGCCAGAUGAAGAUGAACCUCACUUGUUGCUAAGACGACACUCGAGCAGACGCAUCACUGCCGACGAAGGAAAUCGAAUCCUGGAGAAGUACACCUCCAAGCCAGAGGCUCAAACGGAGGCAGAGUUCUUGGCCUCCCUACACUGUCCCACAUCCCGCACGCUCCAGCGUCAAGCCAGUAUAUAUUAUAGUAGACGCGGUUAUAUAAGUAAACAGCACAAUGUCUUUGAGUCAACGGAUGAAUAUUCGUUAAAUCCAAUCCCUGAUCUCGAUGACGAUAAUCCAAUCCGCCAUAUUGACGAUGAUGAUUAUCACGUGACAAGCCUCGACUUCGAUGGUGACGCGGAAGAAUCUCUCCCACCAAAACCGCAUGAUGAAAGACUGGAAGAAGACCAACCGAUUGGAUCCGCAUCGCCUGAUAUGUCAGGUUAUGACCCAAGAUCACACCGUCUACAGCGCGCUGAUGCAAAGAGCCGCAAGACCUUCAAGAUAAAACGAGCAAAGACGAGUAUUCGCAAGCAGCCGGCAACCAGGACGGUCAGUGCUGGUUUCGGCAUACGACCUGAUGAGAUGCUGCAGCCGUCACAGGACGAGCAAGAUUCGUUGGCAUCAAAGAAGGCAGCAAAGCUGAAACGAGCCAAGACAAGCUAUAUCCGUAAGGGAGCAUCUAUUCGUGAUGUUGCACCUGUCCCUGUCGAUGCAGAGCACUUACCACAGUUGCAAGAGGAGUCCGAAUUGCAGCGUCACUAUAUACCCAAAUCGAAAUCCAACGAGGAUGGUCCGUUUGAAACGCACCAUGCGGCUGGUACGGCUCGCGCUCGUAUCGCCCGUCAGGGAGGCCGCAUCAUUAGGUCAAGGUCCCCAUCGACAAGUCCGGUCCGCCAUGCUCGAUCACCAGCAACGAGUCCGACACGUGAACCUGAACUAGAACGAGUACAACAACAAACUUACAUGUCAAGGACAGACUCGGUCGAGUCCAUCACGACAAGUGAGAACUCCGCACUGCUCAAACAAGAUGAGAAAACCAAAUCGCAGAGUUCACUGUGUAUUUAUUUUGACGCCAACGAUGUACAAGACACGUGUGUAUGAUGUUCAGAUAACAAGAGCUUGCAGCAACAAAGAAUUUGCGCUCUCAGGACCGAGGGUAAUAUCUGAGAAAACCUUUCAUAAAGGGUUUUUUCAUAUCUUAUAAGUUGCACUGGUCUUCAUAUUCUUGGAGUGCCCAUCUGAAAGUUGGUGCAAUGGUUGAUAAGGUGACGUAGUUAUCACGUGACCUGAACUUGUUGCUGGGCUUGCUCUUGUUACAAAUUACAGUCAAAUGUUAUAGAAAACUGCUGUUGUUACUACCUACACUGAAAUGGUUGCUAAGAACAUUGUGUUCUUGUUGCUAUUGGGGUUGCUAUGAACAUUGUUCUUGUUGCUAUGAUAGAAUGGUUGCUAAGGAUCAUUAUGUUGAAUUAUUUCCAGAGUGGUUGGACAGAAGUGAUAACCACUCAUGCUACAGGCAUGGUAAUGGAGAGAUGUUUUUGCUUUGAAAGAAUUCGGUGACUUUGAUGAAGAUAUCCAAUCGCUGGAAUGAUGAUAACACCGUAGAAAGUUUGGUCGCUAAGGAGAACAUUCUUGUUGCUGAGUUUCAAACUGUUGUUUUGCUGGUAAUUGCUCAUUAUUUUAAGGAUUUAUGUAUGUUAUCAUGAACUUUAGUGUUAAACAAAUAGUUGAUAUUAUAAGUUAUUUAUUAAUUGGUGUACAUUGACCGAGGGGUCUUGGUUAUUGGACUAAUUGAUAAAAACCGUCACUAAUUUGAACACCGUGGCUUUAUAGGAUGUAGGUAAUGCAGUGAUGCAUCCACAUUUUGAUGGGAUCUUCGGGUACAUCCAGAGUAGUAGCUAACUAUAUGAGUGACAGCCGUCAGUAGACUCGGCUUUAAAGUUAAUUAGAAUAUCUACUUGUUUUUGGAUAGUCUGGCUCUUCCAGAAGACGAGAGCUGAAGUAAACUCUCCCUCUAACGGGGCAUGUGAUUCCUAGAGUAACUUUAGGUUUGUAUAUCAAGUUAUAUUUGAGACGAGAUGUUUAAAUAAAUGUUAGGACCACUUGUUGAACUGGUAAGCACUAGAUAUAUCCAUGUUUAUAGAUUUGAUGUCAAAGAUGGGUUAUUUUCGACAUAUACUAAAUGUGAUGCCUCAAUACUCUAUGUGAUCAGACAGUGUUAAAUGUGAUCAGAUAAUUUCAAUAUCGUGUGUGUGUUCAGUGAUGACAUAGUGGACUCAAAACAUUUUGAUAUUGUUUUGAUCUUUAAGUUAAAUAUCGACAGAGUGUUAGUACAUUCAAUCCAGCGUUAGAUAUCAUGGCAAGAAAUGAACGGUAUAAGCUGACAGAUAUAUUGAGCCUUACUCUCAAACCAAAAUAAGCUUGAGGCGUAUUGAUACGAAUUGGCGUUUGGUGCUAAUACUGCUCGAGAUGAAGCAAGUGUCUGACCAUGACAACCUUGACAUCGUUGUUUAAAACCAGUUAUUCGCCAGCCACAUGUACAAGAUGAACCAAGAAGCGGGCCUGCUCGGCCAAUAAAGCGGGCAAUAUUCAUUUCCGUACCUGCACAUGCAACAAAAACAUCAUCAUAAUCUUUAGGUAAGCGUAUAUUAUAUAGCCAAACUAAAUGUAACUACUGACAAUCCAGUUUGUAAAUAGUUUUAAAUUUACUGAGCUGUUUGCAUAUACACACAGGGAUAAUAGUGUGAUGUUUGGACAUCUAAGUUGAUGACGAUUUGAAAUCUAUUAUAUACCUAUUGGACAUCAAGUGUAAAAAUAUUCAAAAAAGUUUUUAUAGUUUUUUAUAAUGAAAUGAGAACAAAAGAAGAAAAACAAUUUCCAAAAGAAAUCUUAAUUGCUAAAAGAUUUAUAAGACGUCUUUUAGAUAUCUGAGAGAUAUCACAAGAUUUUCUCUUUGAAUCAAACGAUCAUUUUAUAAGUGUUUGUACAAGAUAAAUGGAUCCGUAGAUCUUAAGCUAGUCAGUGUUAACCAUUGAGUGAAUAGGCAGAUACAAUGUACUUGGUAUUGUUACGACUCCGUGUUCAUCUAUGACUGUUGUAUAUAUAUCAUGUCAGCGGAUCGAGAUAAAUACGUCUGCGAAAUCUGACACCGAAUGACUUAGAACAAGAUUAUAUUGAGGAGUGUCUGUCGAGGACAAUUAUGAUGUUGUUGAUGUUAAAAACAGAGCCACUUAGCCAGAUGAUAGCCAGUAGUUGCUCGGAGGACAAUAUAUUUUUGGUGAUUAAUCCCCAUUGCAAAAUUGCAAAAAAAACAAAUAGGCCUGUGUAGCUGCAUUGCUACAUACAUGUACUUUCAAACUUGUUAUGAAUUAUGGUAAUUCAGUGUGGUAAUUCCGUGACAGAGCACGGAAACUUUGAUAUUGAGGUGAUUUCGGUCAGCUGACGCAUUCGCGUACUGGAUUUGUUCUUUAUCUGAACGACUUGUUAAUUGUAUCCUCUUUGUAAGAUAAUGUAUAAACUGUAAAUAUAGAGAGUAAGUUAUUUUGUUGUAAAUAUGAACGUAAACUCAUGACAUUAUGUAGAACAGCCCAUGACAGAAGUGUUAGGUAGAGUAAUAUUAGAGAUAGACGCUAGUCUCAAUCUUCGGUGCUUGUGAUAUGUAGUUAGAUACAGACAGCGAGAUAGACCAUGACUUUUAAUUUGACGGAAACAGCAAAAAACGCGUCAGCCUCUUUUUCUGCGGAAACACUCGAGCACGUUACACCGGGACGACGGCUCCUGACUGAUUUCGCAGUAUAGUUUUUGUUUUGAAGUGAGUUCGUCUAAAAUGAGUUCGGGUAGUUUCUUGGGGAGUACAAAAUUGCGUAAUACUCCUGUUUUGGAACAUGUUAAUUUGAGUGCCACUCCUUUCUGAAUUGAGCUUCAUUCCGUGAGUUUAUAAUGUUGAUUAAGGAGGAGAAUGAAAGUGCGUCACAUCAGGUCUGCAGCAGCAGCUUUGACGGAGGCGUUCUUCCAUGCACUUCCUCUCCCCUCCUUGAUGAACUCGUCCGUGACUGUAUACAUUUACUGCUGACUGAAAUUAGAUUGUUCAAGACUCAGAGCUUCCACUGUAAAGGGCCUACCCACAUAGACAUUUACCGCUGUAGUUUACCACUGCGCCGCUAUAGAUGUAUUCUGUCAACCGAGAGCAUUUUAUAGGCGUAAGACGUAAGCAUUCAUAUCACUGCAUACCGUAUCAACAAGAAUAUAGGCCUGCAGUCUAACUAUUAUCUCAAGUCCGAUGCCUGCUCUUCUUCAGUGUUCAGACUUUCGUAAACUUCGUGUCCUUGGAUGUGCGCUGCGACUGGAAUGGCUGAUUUGCAGGUCUUCCGCGCCAGUUCCCAGUUGCUUCGUCUUCAGCGAUGCUGGCUCCGGUCAACGGCCCAGUCUUCUUUUCAUCAUCAGGGGAUAGUUCCGCAGAAUGCGCCUUGGUUUUUAGUUGCCAAGUCCACGUUCGCAGGAAGCAGUUUUGUGGAGCCCCAUGGGCCACUUCAAUUGAACCACCUGUUCAAACCGAGAGUCCAAUUUCACGUCGUGACGACUGAUGCUUAUGUGGCCCGGCAUGGACCUUAAGAAUUAAACUUGUGAAUUCUCCUAGUUGUGUCAAACACCACUUAGCUCGUCAGUACAGUUCGUAGUUAUCAGAAAAUGCUAUUUUAAUUACUCCAUCUUUGAAAACCUUAAAGAUGCUUUUGGCACGAUAUUUCUUUCAAAAGAGAUAAACUUUGGUGAUCGUCCAUGAUACAUGGAGAGAACUAUGUAUUUCAGAAGUUUGUAUUGAUUGAGUUAGCCAUGUCAACGUUGUAGGCGUCAGUCGUUCAUGGCAGGGAAACCUUUACUUAGUAGUUUUGCCAUAACCUCAUUUGUUAAACAUACAUUUGCAACGAGACAGUAACCUCGGACAAUAAUAAAGUGUACCUGGUUGUUUUCUUAA
Lineus longissimus is the source of this 15212-nucleotide messenger RNA. RefSeq names its product protein unc-80 homolog. NCBI's taxonomy places the organism in Eukaryota, Metazoa, Nemertea, Pilidiophora, Heteronemertea, Lineidae. Gene Ontology annotation, biological process: monoatomic cation homeostasis. The record is from RefSeq and is a predicted model, not a curated record. The transcript has 67 exons. The coding region runs from base 83 to 11341 and encodes 3752 amino acids. Gene Ontology annotation, cellular component: cation channel complex; axon. Gene Ontology annotation, molecular function: monoatomic cation channel activity.